This is a messenger RNA of Staurois parvus, 334 nucleotides long. NCBI's taxonomy places the organism in Eukaryota, Metazoa, Chordata, Amphibia, Anura, Ranidae. The record is from the annotation of a GenBank genome assembly.
ACAGCGGAUCAUGGAAAGAGCCGAAGAUGUCGGCUCGGUUAUGUGAUCAGCUGUAUCCAAUCACAGCUGAUCACUGUUCAUCAGGGCCCUGAUGAUCAGUGUGGCCCCAGAAGUGCCACCUGUCAGUGCCCAUCAGUGCCACAUGCCAGUGCCCAUGAGUGCCACAUAUCAGUGCAUGCCAGUGCACAUCAAUGCCACAUAUCAGUGCCCAUCUGAGCUGCCUUUCAAUGUCACCCAUCAGUGCCAGUCAGUGCCACCUAUCAAUGCUGCCAAUCAGUGCCAGUCAGUGUUGCCUAUCAGUGCGCAUCAGUGCCAGUCAGUGCCGCCCAUCAGU